Messenger RNA from Onychomys torridus (southern grasshopper mouse), 2462 nucleotides. RefSeq names its product LARGE xylosyl- and glucuronyltransferase 2 (gene Large2). Gene Ontology annotation, biological process: protein O-linked glycosylation via mannose. Bases 123 to 2195 code for a protein of 690 amino acids. The record is from RefSeq and is a predicted model, not a curated record. The transcript is spliced from 15 exons. Gene Ontology annotation, molecular function: xylosyltransferase activity; glucuronosyltransferase activity. NCBI's taxonomy places the organism in Eukaryota, Metazoa, Chordata, Mammalia, Rodentia, Cricetidae.
CCCUGGUCCCCGCUACCCCGCAGUCGCAGGAAGAACAGGGCCUUCCCCAAGCCACUGGAGCAGGGUCCGUGAUGGAGUCCGCGGCCCCGGGUCGAUCCCCGCCCUGAGUCCCUCGGACAGCCAUGCUGCCCCGAGGGCGCCCCCGGGCACUGGGGGCCGCCACGCUGCUGCUGCUGCUGCUGGUAGUGGUUGGCUUCUUCCUGUUCGGCCGAGACCCCGAGUAUGGACUACGGGCAGCUGCCACCUUCGAUGGAGACCCGAACGGGAGCCGCAACCGCUCCGCCUCUGGCCUGCAGUCUCUACUGCCACCCAAGUGCGAGCUGUUGCAUGUGGCCAUCGUGUGUGCGGGAUACAACUCCAGCCGAGAGGUCAUCACCCUCGUCAAGUCUGUGCUAUUCUACAGGAAAAAUCCGCUGCACCUCCACCUGGUAACCGAUGCUGUAGCUAGAAACAUCCUGGAGACGCUCUUCCGAACAUGGAUGGUGCCGGCUGUGGUGAUCAGAUUCUAUGAUGCUGGAGAGCUCAAGCCCGUGAUCUCCUGGAUCCCCAACACGCACUACUCUGGCCUAUAUGGGCUAAUGAAGCUAGUACUUCCCAGCGUCCUGCCUCUCAGCCUGGCUCGAGUCAUUGUCCUGGACACUGACGUCACCUUCUCCUCUGACAUUGCGGAGCUAUGGACACUCUUUGCUCACUUUUCUGACAAGCAGGUGGUCGGUCUCGUGGAAAACCAGAGCGACUGGUACCUGGGCAACCUCUGGAAGAACCAUAGGCCCUGGCCUGCCUUGGGCAGGGGAUUUAACACAGGUGUGAUCCUGCUGUGGCUGGACAGACUUCGGCAAACUGGCUGGGAGCAGAUGUGGACACUGAUGGCCAAACGGCAGCUCCUUACUCUGACAGCCACGUCUCUGGCUGACCAGGAUAUUUUCAAUGCUGUCAUCAAGGAGCAUCCCGAGCUGGUGCAUCCCCUGCCCUGUGUCUGGAAUGUGCAGCUGUCGGACCACACACUGGCUGAGCGCUGCUACUUGGAAGCAGCUGACCUCAAGGUGAUCCACUGGAAUUCACCAAAGAAGCUUCGAGUGAAGAACAAGCAUGCAGAAUUCUUCCGAAACCUGCACUUGACCUUCCUGGGGUAUGAUGGGAAACUGCUGAGGAGAGAGCUCUUUGGAUGCCCCAACCAGCUCCCUCCUGGGGCUGAGCAGUUGCAACAGGCCCUGGCACAGCUGGAUGAGGAGGAGCCCUGCUUUGAAUUCCGGCAACAGCAGCUCACUGUACAUCGUGUGCAUAUCACCUUCCUGCCCCACCAGCCGCCGCCUCCCCGGCCUCACGAUGUCACCUUGGUGGCCCAGCUCUCUAUGGACCGGCUGCAGAUGCUGGAAGCCCUGUGCAGGCACUGGUCAGGCCCCAUGAGCCUGGCCUUGUACCUGACAGAUGCAGAGGCUCAGCAGUUCCUGCAUUUCGUGGAAACUUCGCCAGUGCUCUCUGCGAGGAAGGAUGUAGCCUACCACAUAGUGUACCGGGAAGGUCCCCUCUAUCCAGUCAACCAGCUCCGCAAUGUGGCCUUGGCCCAGGCUCUCACGCCCUACGUCUUCCUCAGUGACAUCGACUUCUUACCUGCCUACUCCCUCUAUGACUACCUCAGGGCCUCAAUCGAGCAGCUAGAGCUGGGCAGUCGGCGGAAGGCUGCUUUAGUGGUACCUGUAUUUGAGACCCUGCACUACCGCUUCGGCUUCCCUAACUCCAAGGCAGAGCUGUUGACCUUACUGGAUGCAGGCUCUCUCCACAUCUUUAGGUACCAUGAAUGGCCACAGGGUCAUGCGCCCACAGACUAUGCCCACUGGCGGGAGGCCCAGGCACCAUACCAUGUGCAAUGGGCAGCUGACUAUGAGCCCUAUGUGGUGGUGGCCCGUGACUGUCCCCGAUAUGAUCCUCGCUUUGUGGGCUUUGGCUGGAAUAAGGUGGCCCACAUCAUAGAGCUGGAUGCUCAGGAAUAUGAAUUCCUGGUACUGCCUGAGGCCUUCUCCAUCCACUUGCCCCACGCUCCAAGCCUGGACAUCUCCCGCUUCCGCUCCAGCCCCACCUAUCGGGGCUGUCUCCAGGCCCUCAAGGAGGAGUUCCACCAGGACUUAUCACGGCGCUAUGGGGCUGCAGCCCUGAAAUACCUCACUGCCCUGCAGCAGUCCCAAACCCGGGCCUGAGCUUGCCAAGCUGCCCCUGGCCAAGGCUCUCACACACACACACACACAUUCCUGGAAGAUACUGGAGAACCCUGGUGGAUGCCCACCCUUACUGCUAUUUAAAUUAUUUAAGGUUUUUGUUAGAGGGGCUGGGGUGGAGCAUCUGUGGGGUUCCUGGUUGGUUUCUUUGUUGGGGUUCAGCCCUUCUUUGCCCCAGCUGGUUUGGGGCUAGUUCCCCCAAUCCCCUUUCAUAAUAAAAAAAAUUUUAAAUUGGGUUUUUUCAUUUUA